Messenger RNA from Corylus avellana, 651 nucleotides. RefSeq lists its product as uncharacterized. The record is from RefSeq and is a predicted model, not a curated record. Lineage: Eukaryota; Viridiplantae; Streptophyta; Magnoliopsida; Fagales; Betulaceae.
AUGGGUGUCUGGUGGGAUGCUUUUGCCCAGCAAGAGGUAUUAGGCAAGGGGAUCCUCUGUCCCCUUACCUGUUUAUUCUGUGUGCUAAGGUUCUUGGGUUCCAACUCCAUCAGGCGGAAUGAAAUGGAUUAUCUUGGGGAGGUCGCAACCUCUCAAAGAGGACCCCGUUUGAACCAUUUAUUUUUUGUAGACAACAGUCUCCUUUUCUGCAAGGCUAUCUCACAUGAUUGGAAGUGCCUUGCCUUUAUAUUGGAAUGUUAUGAAAAUGUUUCAAGGCAAAGGUUAAACAGAGACAAGACGGUAGUCUUUUUUAGUAGAAAUACUAGUGCCGAUGCUCAGGCUCUUAUUCUAAAUCUGACGGGUGUUCCAUCCUCGCAACAGUAUGAUCACUAUUUGGGGCUGCCGGCUUUGGUUGGUAAAUCCCAUGUUAGGGAAUUUCAACAUAUUACUGAUAGGGCAAGGAAAAGAAUUUUAGAUUGGAAGGUGAAAUUUCCUUCACAAGCUGGGAAAGAUAUUAAAGCUGUUCUUCAAGCAAUUCCUACUUACAUCAUGAGUAUUUUAUUGCUCCCAAAGAAGCUAUGUAAUGAUCUCAUUGGUCUUAUGCAACAGUUUUGGUGGGGCCACAAGAACGAUGAGAAGAAAAUACAUUAG